Messenger RNA from Loa loa (African eye worm), 553 nucleotides. RefSeq lists its product as hypothetical. The transcript is spliced from 2 exons. Lineage: Eukaryota; Metazoa; Nematoda; Chromadorea; Rhabditida; Onchocercidae. The record is from RefSeq and is a predicted model, not a curated record. Bases 24 to 296 code for a protein of 90 amino acids.
AAAUUUUAGGAUAUUAAACCACAAUGAGAUUAUCUGCUCUCAAAUUUUGUGCAAUGAUCACUCAGACAACUCAUAAAGUAAAUAGAAGGAAUUUGUUCCGAAUAUGUGGUACAAUUGUGAUUGCAGAAAUAAUGCUUGCAGUGUACGUUGAGGAGUUUGCUCUGCCAACUCCGGAUAUGGUAUACGAUUUUCAUAUGAAAUUUUCUCGAGAAUUUGCUGAUUUCGCGAUGGGUAACAAAUAUUGCGCUGGAGCUUUCCGUCAUGUUGGUGAUAAGCAAAGAAGCAAAAUUAAUUAAAUUUUCAAUUGUGCUAUUUACAUUCCUUUUCAAUUGUGAGACGCUUCCUACUCUAAACUGAUUGUUUAUAAAGCAUCAGAGUCCAGUGUAAAAAAGAAAAAAGAAAUAAUGUAGUGAAAGUGCAGAUGGAUGGUAUAAGUACAGUAGGGUAUGUGGCUAUUAUAACUAUGAAAGUGAUGUAUAUAUAAGAAAGCAUGUCACCACGCAAAAAAUUACACUUUUUCAUUUAAGUAAAAAAUGUCCAAGAAUGAACGACG